Molecule: messenger RNA, 1683 nt
Organism: Oryza brachyantha (malo sina)
Lineage: Eukaryota; Viridiplantae; Streptophyta; Magnoliopsida; Poales; Poaceae
Product: COP9 signalosome complex subunit 2
Exons: 12
Coding region: 161-1480 (439 amino acids)
Biological process (GO): protein deneddylation
Cellular component (GO): COP9 signalosome
Source: RefSeq, a predicted model, not a curated record
UCCCUUCCGUCCUCCUCUUCUCUCCCCGCCCCACUCCGGAAUCGCAAACCCUGACCUCGCAGAAACCCUAGCUCUCGCCCCUCGCCCUUCCCCCUCCUCUCCUCUCCUCCGUCGCCGCGCAGGUGGCCUCAUCUCCGCCGCGGCGGGCCGCCCCCUCCCCAUGGGCUCCGAUGCGGACAUGGAGGACUACGGGUUCGAGUACUCGGACGACGAGCCCGAGGAGCAGGACGUCGAUAUAGAGAACCAGUAUUACAACUCCAAAGGUAUGGUCGAGACAGACCCUGAGGGUGCACUUGCUGGCUUUGAUCAAGUAGUACGCAUGGAGCCUGAAAAGGCUGAAUGGGGAUUCAAAGCUCUGAAACAAACAGUGAAGCUGUAUUAUCGACUUGUGAAGUACAAAGAAAUGAUGGAUGCUUAUAGGGAGAUGCUGACAUACAUAAAAUCUGCCGUGACACGUAACUACAGUGAGAAAUGUAUAAACAACAUAAUGGAUUUUGUCUCUGGAUCAGCUAGUCAAAACUUCUCUCUUCUGCAAGAAUUCUAUCAGACAACACUGAAAGCACUUGAAGAGGCAAAAAAUGAGAGAUUAUGGUUUAAAACAAAUCUGAAGCUUUGCAAAAUUUGGUUUGACAUGGGGGAGUAUGGUCGGAUGAGCAAGAUUCUGAAGGAACUGCAUAAAUCAUGUCAAAGAGAAGAUGGUUCUGAUGAUCAGAAGAAAGGCACACAACUUUUGGAAGUCUAUGCUAUUGAGAUCCAAAUGUACACUGAAACAAAGAACAACAAAAAACUCAAGGAACUAUAUACGAAGGCUCUUUCCAUCAAAUCAGCAAUACCUCAUCCAAGAAUCAUGGGUAUAAUUCGUGAAUGUGGUGGAAAGAUGCACAUGGCUGAAAGACAGUGGGCAGAUGCUGCAACUGAUUUCUUUGAAGCAUUCAAAAACUAUGAUGAAGCUGGCAAUCCACGGAGAAUUCAGUGCCUGAAAUAUCUUGUUCUUGCAAAUAUGUUGAUGGAAUCUGAAGUGAAUCCCUUUGAUGGGCAAGAGGCCAAGCCGUACAAAAAUGAUCCUGAGAUCCUCGCCAUGACAAACUUGAUUGCAGCAUAUCAGAAGAAUGACAUAAUGGAAUUUGAAAAGAUCCUAAAGAGCAAUAGAAGAACAAUAAUGGAUGACCCUUUCAUCCGUAAUUACAUUGAGGACCUAUUGAAGAACAUUAGAACUCAAGUUCUGCUCAAGCUUAUUAAGCCAUAUACAAGAAUCAGGAUUCCAUUCAUUUCACAGGAGCUAAAUUUCCCAGAAAAGGAUGUGGAGCAGCUUUUGGUCUCGCUCAUUCUGGAUAACCGCAUCCAGGGUCACAUAGAUCAGGUGAACAAGCUACUAGAACGCGGUGACAGGUCAAAGGGAAUGAGGAAAUACCAAGCCAUAGACAAGUGGAACACACAGCUGAAGUCCAUCUAUCAAACGGUGUCCAACAGGGUUGGGUGAGGUAGCAGGAUGCCUGGGCACCUCUGCCUGCUUGCUUGUUUUUUGUUGUGGUGGGUAAAUGCAGCGAGUGUUUUGGUGCGUACAUUACACAUUUGAGAUAGGCUCCUGGAUGGGUAAAGAAAAACAACCGUCUGUGUAUUAAUUAAAACCCGGUACUCCGUUUGGCGGAUUAUAUCCCACUCCUUUUUUGCGCGCCAUGUAAA